ACAAAUUGAUAGACGUUUUCCUCUUCACUCAAGGUCCUUACAUUACGAAAGGCCAUUCAGUCUACUUCAGCUCUCGGCUAAGAUAACGUACCAAACACGUCAGUCAUUCUUCCCGAAUUGGGUGAAAAAAGUUUCCUUCAACAUUCUUGAACUGGACUGUAUUUGCUUCAAUAAGUCAAAGGACUCCAAGGACCCGUCGUACCAGAAGGUAUGGCGCAUGAUGCAGAGACACAAGUCCGACCAGCCACCGGGGGUCGUCCUGUCCGAUGGCACAAUGCGCGAGCUGGUUCAAGGAAAGGCUGUGCUCAUCAUGAGUCGAGCCGCGCUGGCCGCCCGGGCCACGACCGCCUGCGCCAACUCUGACGCGGGGGAGUACUACGUCGGCAAGGAGGCCAUGUUCAACUUCAACUCUGUGUUUUACCUAAACAAGAGGAUGCCCCUGGCACGUCAACGGGCCAUAAACAGCAGGAUCCUGUGGCUUCGGGACUCUGGACUGGUGGCAAAAUGGUGGAAGGACUCUUCGGGCAGCUGGGAAGGCUGUGGCCAGACAAUCAGCGACGGGACGCUGACCUUUGCGGACUUCACGGACGUCGUCAAGAUGUGGCUGGUCAUGCUGGCUGCCGCUGGCUGCGUCUUUCUUGCCGAGUUCAUCUGUGGUCGGAGCACGAACCGGUCGACAUCCUGUCGCCAUUCGCUGUUAGCGCUUCAUCGCGUCAAAGUUUGAGAAGGAAUGCGUACGGGAUGGGAAAUAGAUUGCGACAUUCCACGUUGGGGCACGGGGUUUUGUAAAGGAAGAUGCUGGGAAAAGAUU
Ixodes scapularis (black-legged tick) is the source of this 811-nucleotide messenger RNA. RefSeq lists its product as uncharacterized. The record is from RefSeq and is a predicted model, not a curated record. Lineage: Eukaryota; Metazoa; Arthropoda; Arachnida; Ixodida; Ixodidae. Bases 218 to 724 code for a protein of 168 amino acids. The transcript is spliced from 3 exons.